GGAAGGGGGGAAAUCAUAAGUGACUAAUGUUAAAGUUCUAAACUAAACUCAUCCUUUAAGACUAAGGAGGUGUAGAGGGAGGAGCCCUUCCAAAGUAAGCUUUUUUGUACAUAGUCCACCUCAUAUACAUCCAUCCCCUGGGUCAGAGAGGGCUGGCACUGCUCUGUGAAACUGGAGCUCUCUGUUUGCAGUUCACACUUGUAAGUAAAGAACGAGAGAACUGUUCUUUUAUACUGUAUAUGGGAAUUUAGCUGUAGCAGCUACAACUGCAGGAAUGGCUGUGGGAUUGUGGUUUCUUCUUAAACUCUCAUUCCUGCUUGAGCUGGCUGCCUCAGUCAGUUUCUUCCAUCACCGAUACGAUGACCUUGUGCGAGCUCUUUACAACGUGCAAAAUGAGUGUCCAUACAUCACUAGGAUUUACAGUAUUGGAAGAAGUAUCCAGGGAAGGCACCUCUAUGUUAUUGAAUUCAGCGACCACCCAGGAGUGCAUGAACUCAUGGAGCCAGAAUUUAAGUAUGUUGGGAACAUGCAUGGAAACGAAGUCCUUGGAAGAGAAUUACUUAUUCAGCUUGCUGAGUUUUUAUGUGAAGAAUAUCGAAAUGGUAAUGAACGUGUAACUAAUCUAAUACGGUCUACACGGAUACAUAUUCUACCUUCCAUGAAUCCAGAUGGAUAUGAAGUCGCUGCAGACCAGGGACCAACAACUAAUGGAUAUCUGACUGGGAGAAACAACUUUAAUGAAAUAGAUUUAAAUCGUAAUUUCCCUGAUCUAAAUAUUGUAAUGUAUUUUAAUGAAAAAAAUAAUGGACAAAACCACCAUAUUUCCCUCCCGGACAACUGGAAAAGCCAGGUGGAGCCAGAAACCAUGGCUGUAAUACAGUGGAUGCAAAGUUACAAUUUUGUCCUUUCUGCUAAUUUGCAUGGGGGAGCUGUUGUGGCAAAUUACCCAUAUGAUAAAUCCAAAGAAGUGAGGAUAAGAGGUUAUAGACGCACCUCCUACACAGCUACUCCUGAUGACAAGCUGUUUAAAAAGCUUGCAAAGGCUUAUUCUUAUGCCCAUGGAUGGAUGCACCAUGGAUGGAACUGCGGAGAUUACUUUGCAGAUGGAAUUACUAAUGGAGCUUCUUGGUACUCAUUGUCUAAAGGAAUGCAAGACUUUAAUUAUCUUCAUACAAACUGUUAUGAAAUCACCCUGGAACUGAGCUGUAAUAAGUUUCCACGACAAGAAGAGCUGGAGAGAGAGUGGUUUGGUAACCGUGAGGCUCUUGUUAGCUACAUAGAAGAGGUUCAUCAAGGUAUCAAAGGAUUGGUAACAGAUGAAAAUAAUAAUGGAAUUCCUAAUGCAGUGAUCUCAGUGAACGGAAUUUUUCAUGAUAUUACGUCUGGUGAAGGAGGUGACUAUUUCCGGCUAUUGUUACCUGACACAUAUGUUGUAACGGUGUCUGCAGAAGGUUAUUUUUCAAAGAGUGUGACUGUAACUGUUGGGCCUGAAGCUCCUUCAGUGGUGCAUUUCCAGCUAAAACAAGAGAAAAUGAAUUCAAAGGAAAAAUUGGCAUAUAAAAAUUUGAAUGCCAAAGCGCAGAUGAAGAAGAUAACUCCACGAACAAUUAUCAGAAAGAGGAGAUGAAUUUAUUACUAACGUAACCUACAUUUAUAUUUAUCCUGAUAUCUGCUGCAGAUUCAAGCAACAAAGGCUGUAGAGGAAGGACUUAUUCAUAUCCAUAAUAUUGGAAUUCUAUAAAUUCUCUAACAAAUUCUUGGCUGCAUUAUGAAGAUAACAUGAUUGAUACAAACUCUAGUUUUCUUUGAACCUGGUGCAAAAACUGAUUUGUAAGAUUACGGACUGGAACAUAUUUCCUAUUAAGGCAGAUUAUAAAAUACUUAAAAUGUUAAUGAGAUAUAAAAUACAUAUUUUUAAACUGUAACUGAUUUUAUUUUUUUAAAUAAAUAUUCUGUAUACCUUAAAUAAUCAUAAAUGUUAACGUUUUAAAGUAA
Molecule: messenger RNA, 1995 nt
Organism: Bombina bombina (fire-bellied toad)
Lineage: Eukaryota; Metazoa; Chordata; Amphibia; Anura; Bombinatoridae
Gene: CPN1
Product: carboxypeptidase N subunit 1
Exons: 9
Coding region: 275-1627 (450 amino acids)
Biological process (GO): proteolysis
Molecular function (GO): zinc ion binding; metallocarboxypeptidase activity
Source: RefSeq, a predicted model, not a curated record